CCCUUCCUGUCUUUGCUCAAACUCAUUCGUGUCAACUGCCCAGAGUCCACGAACAUAGUGCUCUCCAACACAAGGAUAUAGGAUAUACCUUUUUCUAGAAAAAGAGAAAAAGGUGAAAGUCACUGUACAUUUCCAUGAUUGCAAUCAGCUCCUGAAAUCUGUGGUGCAUUCCAGGGUCUCCUCGUUGAAACAUGUCCCUCUGCAGUUUUGGAUUGGAGCCUCUGUCCUGUCAUGCCUGGAACAAAGACCGCACACAACUCGCCAUUAGUCCCAACAACAAUGUUGUGAACAUUUAUCAAAAGAAAGGAAAAGAAUGGAUCAAGAUUCACGACCUGACAGAACACAGUGGCCGAAUCACAGGGAUUGAUUGGGCCCCAGAGUCCAACCGUAUAGUGACAUGUGCCUCAGAUAGGAAUGCCUAUGUAUGGACACUUAAAGAUGGGGUCUGGAAGCCAACUUUGGUGCUGGUCCGCAUCAAUAGAGCUGCCACAUGCGUCAAGUGGUCACCUCUUGAGAACAAGUUUGCUCUUGGAAGCGGGGCCAAACUGGUUUCAGUGUGCUACUUUGAAAAGGAGAAUGACUGGUGGCUGAGUAAGCAUAUCAAAAAACCCAUUAACUCAACAGUUCUGAGUCUAGACUGGCAUCCCAACAACAUGUUGCUGGCAGCUGGCUCUGCUGAUCUCCACUGCAGAAUCUUUUCUGCAUAUAUCAAGGACAUCGAGGACAGGCCUGGACCAACACCCUGGGGAGCCAAAAUGCCCUUUGGGGAGGUGCUUCUGGAGCAUAAAGACUGUGUUGGCUGGGUGCACAGUGUCUGUUUCUCUCCGUCUGGAGAUACACUUGCCUGGGUUAGCCACAACAGCGCCAUCAGUGUAGCAGAUGCCACCCAGGGAAAAGAGGUUACUCAGCUGACAACAGAACAUCUGCCUUUGCUGAGUGUGCUCUAUGUCAGUGAGUCUGAGAUUGUAUCAGCGGGGCAUGAUUGCUGCCCAUAUCAGUUUUCAUACAAGGGUCCUGGAAGCUUGGUGUUUGUGAAGAAAGUGGACAUUCCCAAGCAGACCUCUAAGGGCAACAUGUCUGCUAUGCAACAUUUCCGUAAUCUUGACAAAAAAGCUGUUACAGAGGAGGAAGACACUGAGCUGGGCAGUCUGCACCAGAACAGCAUCACCCAACUAUGUAUUCUGGAAGGGGUGAGGGCCAAAGUGGAGAAAUUCAGCAGCAUAGGCUUAGAUGGUGCCAUGGUUGUUUGGGAUUUCAAGCACUGAAACCUCACAGGAUCUGGUGAGAGAGGAAAACAAUUCUAGUCUUCUUUACUGUCUGCUCACCUACUUGUGUAGCCCUUAGUACAGUACAAUAUGAUAAUGUUAUAUUGAUUAUGAUGAGAACUGUACUGGGAUGGAUGAUCUCAUAAAUGUGUUAUGUAAUAGCUUUUUUCGGCAGUAUUACCUGAAUAAUAGGGAACGUUUCAAUAAUCCCCCAAACAGAACUAAGAGAAAAUUUGGCUGCAUAAAGUGAGCUAAUCUUGUGAGCAAUGACUAUCAUAACUGCAUAUUUUUCUAUUUCAAAAUUGCUGCUAAUGUAAAAAAAAAAAAUACUAUACUCUAUAGUUUUGCAUUUAAUAAAACAAAGCAUCAAAUAAAAACA
This is a messenger RNA of Xyrauchen texanus (razorback sucker), 1644 nucleotides long. RefSeq lists its product as uncharacterized. Gene Ontology annotation, molecular function: actin filament binding. Bases 192 to 1265 code for a protein of 357 amino acids. The transcript has 10 exons. The record is from RefSeq and is a predicted model, not a curated record. Lineage: Eukaryota; Metazoa; Chordata; Actinopteri; Cypriniformes; Catostomidae. Gene Ontology annotation, biological process: Arp2/3 complex-mediated actin nucleation. Gene Ontology annotation, cellular component: Arp2/3 protein complex; actin cytoskeleton.